CGGCUGGAUUUGUCGUCAAGUGCCGUACGGGUGGUGGAAGCCGGAGCCUUCUCUCGCCUUCCGCGACUUCAUUCGGUCUUUUUCACCGACUGUCGGGAUCUCACAUUCAUUUCGCCUGCUGCAUUUGAGAACAUCAGCGUCUUCAGUCUUGACGUUUCUGGUACUGGUCUCAAAACUCUGUCACCCUCUCUACUCUCGAACAUAGCUCGGGUUCGCAUCGCUGAUGUUCCACUGGACUGCGGUUGUCUAUCAGAACAAUUGAGUGCCAUCACCACCACUACGAUAACGGACUGGGGUAAUGCCACUUGUGUCACUAGGGAAGGAGAAGUGCUGAGCAUUUCCACCCUGUCACCAACAAGUUUGAGUAGCGCUGAGCAAUGCCGGCCCAGUGUGAUACUUCCAUUUGGUCACGAGGUUGUAGCGAACGUUGGCCAAACAUUCAAAAUUUAUUGCGCCGGAACAGAGGAGGAGGACAUUGUUAAAUGGAAGUCACCGGCCGGUGUCACGGAGUAUGCCAUCAGACCAGAGUUUUCAUCUGGAUUCGAGCGCCUUGACUACUUUACUACGACGCUUUUCGAGCCAUUGAAGCGCCAGCGCUUGCGGAAGAGGACGCUAGCCACAACAGAAUUCUUCAGGAUUGACGUCGUGCUAAACUCGGAUGCUGGUGAAUACGAGUGCACUAUUCAGAGGGGAAAAUACACCUUUACAAGGAAGAUUCGUCUCAUUGUUGAAGUUCCUGAUAUAAAAUUGAAAGUGACCCACGUGAGUUAA
This is a messenger RNA of Ostertagia ostertagi, 771 nucleotides long. Lineage: Eukaryota; Metazoa; Nematoda; Chromadorea; Rhabditida; Trichostrongylidae. The record is from the annotation of a GenBank genome assembly.